AAAGUGCGCAUGUGUAAAACAGGUUUCACCAUGGUAACGUUGUUGCAACAUUUGUAAAAAUUGAAACGCCACACCGGCUACAAUGUUUUUAUAGUCCACAGUAAUUAAUGAAUUAGUUAGUUUCAUACAAUUUGCGGGACUAUGCUAUUUUACUGCUAUGGAAUGUUACUCACGUUCUAAUCUUUGCUUUAACGGUCCCGUUCUAUGACGUCACAGUAAUUGGAAUGGAAUUUGGAAGCCUCUUCAUUUUGCUAGCUGAGUAUCCUGAGUGCAAAAGGCUUCCUUCAGUUCAGUGGAAGUUUUAUUGGUGAAUCACGGUUCAGUCUUCACACUCAGUCACCAUGUCUGAUACCAAGAUGUAUUACAGCAGACCAACUCUUAUUUCCAAUUGGCAUAAAAACAGAGAGGCCGAACCCAAAGACUAUGACUUCACUCGGUGUCCAGAUGGAAAGAAGAAACUCAGCAAAUCUACCUACAAACACUUUGGAACCUACAUGGAUGCUGAUUGGAGCACAAGUACAGAAACCCAAAUGUCACAGUAUCUACUGAAGAGAGAUUACGAGCCCAAGAAGAUUCUCAAGUCUAUGGUAGAGGCUGGCCACUUCCAGUCUACAGACUUUGACAAACGUACAGUCAGGAAGUUGGACUCCACAUAUGCAGUGGAUUACCUGCCCCCAUGGGACUCCAGCAAAGAGGCGAGGACCAUGAAGGGCCUAGCAGCAGACAGCAUUCCUGACUACAGGAAGCCCCAGUCCCAGUUCACAGACACCGCCGACUACCGUCGCGGGGGCAGGAACACCUGGCAGGAUGAGAGCGGGGUCUAUGGUACCCUGGGAGCCACAUCCAGGGCCCAGGCUCAGCCAUCCAACCCCAUCUGCCCCUAGAACCCUCACCCUCCCUGGGGAACCACCACAGCAUGGCCUCCUUAACCUGGUUCUCACUGACCAAGACUAUUUUUCUCACUACAGACUUUACUGUAGCAACUUUUUACCUCAGUAUUUCACUUUCUUUCACCUCAAGCUAUUGCUGUUUUGUCAUUUUUACAUGAAUAAAGCAAGUAUUGCAUGCCCAACGUUUAUGUUUUCCAACAACAGUGUUUCAUUGGAGUGGUGUCAGUGGAAAUGGAUACACCUCUGUGCUCAGUAUUGGUGUUGCAUCCCUCAGUGUUCAGUUCAGUCUUUUAGCAUCUGGUGUCUCUCUGUGAGGUUUAUAAUAUGUAUCUUCUGGUGUUUUCCCCUCCCAUCUCCCAGGGCGAGGGUUGUCCAGUCAUUUAUAAUGUGUAUCUCCCAGGGUUAGGGUUGUCCAGUCAUUUAUAAUGUGUAUCUCCCAGGGUUAGGGUUGUCCAGUCAUUUAUAAUGUGUAUCUCCCAGGGUUAGGGUUGUCCAGUCAUUUAUAAUGUGUAUCUCCCAGGGUUAGGGUUGUCCAGUCAUGUCUUUCUGUUGUUAUUUCUGCAUCCCAUCCUAUUACUUCAUUGUUCUAAGUUCCUCCAACAAAAGCGUCCGUGUUCGUUUUCUCUCAGCAGAGGCAGAAAUGAACAAACCAAUAAUUCAACAAUAACAGUCCAAGACCUCUGGGUCUCUCUUCAACUUUAAAAACGUUCUUAUUGAAUUACACAGCUUGUUAGGCUGAACGUGAGCGAACUACCUCCCUCCUGGGGUUUGACCUGUACGUGACCUGGAAACAAACCCAGACCCUUAAAGUGUGUGUGUGUGUGUGUGCGUGUGCAGGCAUAGAGUGUGUGGGAGCCUGUUAACACAUCCCUAUACACCAUGGACAUGGCGGUGCUUUGUGCAAAUUUUAUUUACAUGAAAUUGGGAACUUCCUGGCGAACCCCCCCCCCCCCCCCCCCCCCCCAUGGGAUCUGAACCAUUUCCGUUGGCCUGUAAAGCACAUGUGGGUGUCUGCUUGCUGUGACCCGACCUAGCCUACACCUUGGACAUGAGAUAGACUGAGAGAAAACACAACACAUCCUGCCGUGUUUUCCUCUUGUCUUCUUCCAAUGUGCAUUCAGUGGAACUGUGCUCAUUAUACUGUCUCUGUAUAAUGUCUAUACUGUAUAUCUCUACUACUGGGUGGGGGAAAAAACGACAGUUGGAAUUGUUCACGUUAAAAUAAAAAGUUUUGAGGGCACAAA
Molecule: messenger RNA, 2134 nt
Organism: Salvelinus fontinalis (brook trout)
Lineage: Eukaryota; Metazoa; Chordata; Actinopteri; Salmoniformes; Salmonidae
Product: cilia- and flagella-associated protein 95-like
Exons: 5
Coding region: 342-884 (180 amino acids)
Cellular component (GO): plasma membrane
Source: RefSeq, a predicted model, not a curated record